AGUUUUUCUUAUUGAUUAACAAAAUUGUUUCUCAAAAUGGCAUAAUGGUAAAUAAAACCAAUUGUUUUAGCAUUUUAAUAUUUUUUUGCUGUACUUUUCCUGUCUUCUUCUUGCUCCAUCAUCUUAAUCCUUCGUCUUCGCAAAUCACCAUUGUAGCUACUUCCCUCCUCCAUUGAAACUACACAGGAACCACUAUCUCCAUUCUCCACCAUCAUAUUUCCGGCGGCUUCACCGUCGAAUUAAACGAAAACCCCAAGAAAUAUAGAGAAAUUAGAGUAUGGUUAACUCCAAAAGGAGAAGGUUAUCGUCCUCCUCCAUUGAAACUAUUCGCGAGCUUCGAUUACUCGAGUCUCAAUUAAAGCUACUUCCUCCAUUGAUGUUGUUGAAUAGUUGAUAUCUCCAUUAAAUGUCUACUUCAAAAUUACGAUAUUAACCUUAACUUAUUGAUUGAACUUACGAAUAUACCCUUUUGAUAUUGCAUAAAGGACUAAGAGCACAUCCUCCCCCACAAAAGCCACAACUCUAGUACUAGAAUUCCUAAAUUGUCACUUUCUACUUCAAUUCAUAUAAAUACUCACUCCCUUCUCACCUCAUCCAAUACCCCCCCAAUUCAAUUCGUUUGAAAAAAAACCACAUUUUUUUCACUCCAAUUCAAUGGAACCACCAACAUCAACACCACCUUCAUCACAACCCACUCCUUCACACCCAACGGACCCUUCUCCCUCUCCUUCUCAACCAUCAACGCCGUUGCAACAACCGCCGCCUUCUCAACCUCCGCCGUCACAACCACCGUCUACUCCCUCUCUUCCACCCCCACAACCGCCGCAACAGGCACAAUCACAACCGCAGCAACAACCACCAUCACAACCGCCGCAACAACAACCACCACAGCCGCCGCAACAACAACCACAACAACAACAACAACAAUCCAUUCCAAACCCUAAUCUGAACCCCACAAAUUCACACCCUUCUUACCCCCAACAACACCACCAGCAACAGCAACAACAGCAACAGCAACACCAACAACAACCAAUUGCGUUUAGUAGACCAGCAUGGUCACAACCCACUUCCCAAUAUUCACAUUUCUCUUCCCAAUUUCAGUCCUCAACUUCUUCUUCUGCUGCCCCUCCGCCGCCGCAGAGGGGUGGCAUUGCUAUUGGGGUUCCUGCUCAUGCUUCAUCUGGUCCGACUCAACCCGCCGCCUCGUUUUCUUCCGCUUUUGGUGUUCAGUAUGGUGCUGCACUUCCUCGCAAUCCUGUCAGUCUUCCCGAUCCUUCUGUUGUCUCCUCUUCCUCCCCCUCUCCGGCAAGGCCUAUAAUGCAUGGAAUGCCGAGCAUGGGGAUAAUAGGCUCUCAGAUACGGCCUGGUGGGGUUCCUCCUUCGGCUCUUCACCAGCAAAGACCAAUGCAGGCAGCUUCUGGAAUUAGGCCACUGACUACUUCCAAUAAUAUGCCUUCUGUGACCCAGAAUUUCCAAGGACAUGGCAUGUUGAGGGCCUCUUCUGUAACUUCACCAAAUACAUCAACACCGAGUACAUCACAAACCCAGCAGUCUCCACAUCAGCCAUGGUUGUCUGCUCAACAAGGGCGCCCCCCUUUGCCCUCUCAAUCUUUUAGACCCCAGGUGAAUCCCCAGUCACUACAGCAGAGAUCUCAUAUCCCUCAGCAGCCACCUCAGCCUGUUCAAGCAAAUUCCCAACCACAGCAAUUAUUGCCAUCACAACAGCAACAGCAACAGCAACAGCAGCAGCAAUUACAUCCCUCGCAACAGCAACAGCAAUUACAUCCCUCGCAACAGCAACAUCAAUUCUUGCCUUCUCCACAGCAACAGCAACAUUUUCCAGCAUCAAAUCAGUCUCAAGAGAAUUAUGGACAGCAGCUCCCAGCAUCAAGAGUUUUGCAACCUUUACCUAAUCAGCAACAAAUUGUCAGGGUACAGGGAUCAGCAAAUCAGAAGCCUCCCUCCCCUGCCACGGGGCAAGUAGGCAUUGUCCAUUCUGGCCCUGUUGAGAAUGUAAAUGCUGCAGAAAUUUCUGAACCUUGUAGCACAAUCCUCAGCAAGAGAAGCAUUCAAGAGCUUGUGAACCAGAUUGAUCCAUCUGAGAAAUUAGAUCCUGAUGUUGAAGAUGUUCUGGUUGAUAUUGCUGAAGAUUUUAUUGACUCGGUUACAACAUUUGGCUGCUCAUUGGCCAAACAUAGGAAGUCAAAUACAUUGGAAGCAAAGGACAUAUUGCUGCAUCUAGAAAGAACUUGGAAUAUGACUCUUCCAGGGUUUACUGGAGAUGAAAUUAAGACCUAUAAGAAACCAGUUGUUAAUGAUGUCCACAAAGAGCGCCUAGCACUGAUAAAAAAAUCUAUCACUGGAGCUGACAAUAAAACCUCUGCUGGACCAGCUACUGGAAAUGUUAAAGGGCAUUUGGCUAAAGCAACUCCCAACGUCGUGGGAUCUUGAGUCUCAUUUGACUCGUCUUUGAUUCAGAUGAUAUAUUGGUGACAUUCUACUCUUGAGGCUCAAAUUAUUUGGCCUCAAGUAUUUUUGUAACUCAGGUUAUGUGACCUAACUCUGAGCUCCUGAAGGCCUUUUUUGGGGGGUACAGAUGCUGUGUAAGCUUUUGGUUCGGAACUGUUAGAUUUCAACUAUUAGUGAAUAGCAUAUGUGCUUUGAGGGGGAAAAUUGUAAAGGGAAGGAAGGCCGAUUAGGGAAGGCAAGGAAGAGUUUUGUCACAUACCAACCACUAAUUUUAUGAGUGGUAUAGAGGGAGAUGAUUUUGGAUGAUCGGAAUAUGAGGUAAUGAUUAUCUUAAUUUACAGCAUUUAAAACAUUUGCAUAUAUAUACUCCUAUUAAGGAAGCAAACGGUGGGAGAGAUUGGAAAGAUGUGAAGCUUUGUGUCUCCUAUUCCUAUUACUCGUACGUAAUUAACAUUGAGCAUCCAUUGUCAUGCUGUUUGUAUUUUAGUUAAACUCCUCUUUUGGUAUGCAAUUGGAAAGUUAUACAAGUAUUCUCUGCAUUA
This is a messenger RNA of Chenopodium quinoa (quinoa), 3011 nucleotides long. RefSeq names its product transcription initiation factor TFIID subunit 12-like. The transcript has 8 exons. Gene Ontology annotation, molecular function: DNA binding; protein heterodimerization activity; TBP-class protein binding. Lineage: Eukaryota; Viridiplantae; Streptophyta; Magnoliopsida; Caryophyllales; Amaranthaceae. The record is from RefSeq and is a predicted model, not a curated record. Gene Ontology annotation, cellular component: transcription factor TFIID complex; SLIK (SAGA-like) complex; SAGA complex. Bases 655 to 2451 code for a protein of 598 amino acids. Gene Ontology annotation, biological process: DNA-templated transcription initiation; RNA polymerase II preinitiation complex assembly.